Messenger RNA from Durusdinium trenchii, 420 nucleotides. The record is from the annotation of a GenBank genome assembly. NCBI's taxonomy places the organism in Eukaryota, Dinophyceae, Suessiales, Symbiodiniaceae.
AUGUCCACCAGGUCCUGCCUGGCGAAGGGUGGUGGUUGGUGCACCACAGAGCAACGCUGCGUGGAAGACGACGUGGCCUAUUGCGAGGCGGAGAGCCUCAUUGGCUUGGCAGGAUUCACGGAUGAUUGUGGCUCGGACGAAGAGGGCCAGAAGCCGCAUGUGCGACCUUGGAUCGACAAAGGCGUUCUUGUGUCCUACAUCCAUGAGAAUGGUACGUGCUGCGGCACGGGCAUCGUCCACCGGGCGUACCACGUUCUCGAAGAAUACACUGUCCUCCUUCAGGACGGCUCCAAAGAGGAAGUGAGCCUUGUCCCACUUCAGACCUCGUGUGAUGCUUCGCUUGGUUCUAUCCCAGAGUCAGAAUGUGAGUUAGUAAGCUUUGCUGAACAUGUCUUGACUAAGGAGCUUUGCUUGAUAUGA